UUAUAUUAGGUAAUGGAAGGUCCUUUAUUUCAUCGUAUCAAAUCCCGCUACGCUCUGGCAAGAAGAUGACAACAGCCGGAAUGAGCGAAAGCACUAUGGUGAUGGAUCCGGGGGCCGCCUUCACUCUUCUGCUAUCAUGCCCUGACGGCCUUCCAAGAUCAAGAGUAUAUGUUGACUUCGGCAUAUCAUAUGACAGGAUUCCUCAUCCAGAUACUAAAUUGGAAGAAUCUAUAAAUGAGAUAUGGACCCUUCAAACAGAAAAGAACCAAUCACUCUAUAAUGGAAAGAAAUUCAGAUAUGGGGGACACACACUUCAUCAUGCAGAUGGUGCUGACAAUAAAUCCUCUGUAUGCCUUCACUUGGGUCUAACGGAUUACAGGACAUUUGUUGGCACAAACUUGAGCCCUCUCUGGGAGAAUUUCCUUGUUCCCUCAAAAGAUGAUUCCAUUUGUUGUCAACACUCAGCUAGCCCCCUGGGUAAUGGAGCUAUUGUUAAAACAGCUGAUAAAAGGGUACUUGUCUUGCAAAGAAGCCUCAACGUGGGUGAGUUUCCAGGAUACUUUGUUUUCCCAGGAGGCCAUUCAGAGCCUGAAGAAGUUGGUGUUUUAUUCCAUCAAAUGAACAAAAACUCAACAGAACAUGAAGCAUUAAAUGACAGGGUUUCUCAAGAGAUGUUUGAAGGUAUUGUUCGUGAAGUGGUUGAAGAAAUUGGAGUCCCUGCAGAAUCAUUGAGUGAUCCCAUCUUUAUUGGAAUAUCAAGGAGGAACCUGAAUGUUAGGCCAACUGCAUUUUUCUUUGUUAAUUGUAGUCUUAAGUCGGAUGAAAUUCAGCAGCUGUAUUCAAGAGCCCAAGAUGGUUAUGAAUCUACCCAGCUUUUUGAUGUCUCAAUGGAAGAGUUGCUAAAGAUGUCAGAGAGAAUGCCUGGUUGCCAUCGGGGUGGAUAUGCAUUGUAUGAGCUGAUGAUGAAAGCCAACCAUGGCGACUUAUAAAUAUGACCAUGGCGAAUCUUGUUGAUCCCCAAUUUGUUGCAGUCUCUUGUCAAGUGACUGAGCGAACCUUCAUCAAACUUAGCUGCUGAAAAUCCUGUAUGACAGUAAAGGAUGAUUUUUGAAAGAUGUUGUGGCACUUCUUUGUUCAGCACCUCAAGGAAGAUGUGGAAUAAAUAUUAUUAUUAAUUGGAAUGUUAGAGAUUGUAAACAUACAAGCUUAUUUGAUUCAAAGAUGUGGUAAUGAUAAUGGGAUUUUUUUUCCUUGUAAAAGAUUAAAAAGUUUGUCUUUGAUUA
Dendrobium catenatum is the source of this 1283-nucleotide messenger RNA. RefSeq names its product nudix hydrolase 9. The transcript is spliced from 10 exons. NCBI's taxonomy places the organism in Eukaryota, Viridiplantae, Streptophyta, Magnoliopsida, Asparagales, Orchidaceae. Gene Ontology annotation, molecular function: GDP-mannose hydrolase activity. Bases 66 to 989 code for a protein of 307 amino acids. The record is from RefSeq and is a predicted model, not a curated record.